Messenger RNA from Cladophialophora immunda, 1392 nucleotides. RefSeq lists its product as uncharacterized. The transcript has 3 exons. The coding region runs from base 1 to 1392 and encodes 463 amino acids. NCBI's taxonomy places the organism in Eukaryota, Fungi, Ascomycota, Eurotiomycetes, Chaetothyriales, Herpotrichiellaceae. The record is from RefSeq and is a predicted model, not a curated record.
AUGUCCACGCCAGAAGGCUCCGAUCCGAUCUCCUGCGCGCAAGAGUGCUGGACCGAAAAGUUCAAUGCAAUGCCGUUUACGACUUUCCACAUGCUCGAUUACCUUUUAAGGAAGGCCGAGAUUACCUAUGAACAAUACGUGGAAAAGCCCGAACUCCUACAGCAACACAAAGCUCCCAUCACAGAUGACGAUGCUCAGGAGCUCAAAGAGCUGGCGUCUCAACCUGGUCGAUGUACUAACUUUGCGUGCCAAGUGGUCAAUGCCCUCAACGAAAUGCAUGAGGGCGUGUACGAUUUUCGCUUCUUCGACAUUGACGAGCACCGUGUCGCAGUUUGCAAAAAGACCGGUGUCUUGAUCGAUUCAAGUCUGCCAGGCGUUCAUAAAAGGGAGUCAUCGGAUGAUUGGGCAAGGAAUAAGACUCGACGGGUGAAAUGCCGUUCAGAGGGUGCUGCUUCAGCACUCCAAAGCUUUGCCGGAGUCGUUAAGGACUAUCAGUGGAAGACUAAACGUCCUUUCAAGGAAAUAUGUCCGACUCAAGGUAUACGGACAUGCUUACAAGAACUUGUGGCCAAGAAAACAGAUCCUUUUUGUUUAUUUCGGCAAUCUUCUGACGACGGAGUGGAACUCUUGGGAGUAAUUGAAUGGGACCUUGAGAGAAGAACGUUGUCUUUGGCAACAGACUUGGAGUCGUGCAUCAACCAGACAUAUUUGGUGGAAUUCUUUUUCACCAAAGCCGGCCCUGCCGAUCUCGAGCGCUUCUGCGAAGAGUAUGUAGCGAAGUUUCUCGGUAGCGUGAAUGUCACCGGGAGCUUUGGAGAACUCCAGUGGUCUCGAUGCCAAACUCUUCAUCGAAAAGUUUGGCAUGCUGCAAAGGCUGUCUGGGGCAGCCCUAUUCCUAUUUUCCCAGAGGAGCAGUUGACAGAUAUAGAUGAAAAGUUCCUAGAAGUACACGGGGUUAUUGAGGAACACAAGGUUGCGGCUGCGGACUACGCUGAGAAGGUGGAUGAGGUGUUGGCCGAGGCAAAGGAGCUGUUGAAGAAUGUCAAGGAGAUACGCAGAAGAGAAGAGCACUUGGACACCUCGGUGCAGGCUUUGAAGAGAGCUGCAGAGGAGGGAGAAAAAGACCAAGAGAUGCGUAAUCGCGAGCAGGCGGUCAUGGCGGUAGAGCAGGAGCUCCAAGAAGUAGCGGCAAUAAAGAAAGAGCUGCUGCUGAGGUCAUCCAAGCUCGGUGCGAUGGGGGAGAACAAAGAGCAGCCACCGAAGGAUCCUAGGGAUGUCGAGAAGAUCUUUUCGCCGAUAGAAGAACAUUUGGUUCAUGCUCAGAUGUUGCUGAAGAAGCGGCUAGCCGUCAGCGCAGAGCUUGCCGAUGAAGCCAGAAAAGGUGGUGUUUAG